Molecule: messenger RNA, 4467 nt
Organism: Sturnus vulgaris (Common starling)
Lineage: Eukaryota; Metazoa; Chordata; Aves; Passeriformes; Sturnidae
Source: RefSeq, a predicted model, not a curated record
AGUCUGCAGCGAAUCCAGCACACACUUCGCUACGCUUACUGCAAAAAUGUUAAUUGCCUUGGAUAAGACCAUGAGUAAGUGAAGAGAAUGCUGCUUUUGCAGUAUUAUAGCUUGGAUCUAGGACUUAAAAAUAGGCCUAAGCAUAUGCACUGAACUGCAGGAUAUCUUCUGCCAUCCUUACAUAUGAUUCUGAGACAGACAAGAUCCAAGUGGUCUGUCAGUGGAUGUCCAAAGCAUGUACUUACUUCUCUUUAUUCUACUUCCAGGCUCAAUCACUAAACAGAAUGUGUUGUAUUCCAGCAAGGCACAUUGUAACCUCAAGCUUGUGAGAAAAGCAUGUGCAGAAACCUAAAUACAAACCUGGCUUUAGACCUCUAAUGCACCACUUAAUAUAACACUAAAACAAUUUAACAAUUUGGUAAAAAUAUAUUUAUGCAAAACUUGAGAUGAACAACUUGUCCUGAGCCCUGAGUUAUCUUGCAUAUAUGGUAGGAAAAUGCAGCAGGUGUACAGUACUGACUUCACCUGGUAGCAGAGAAUAAGAGAGCUCUAAAGCUCUUCAAGAGACUUAGCAGUUUGGAAACUGGACCUUCUGUUUUGUUGCCUUUUCCUGUCUUUCCCUAAUGAAACACGUGAGCUGAAAAGCUUAAGUCAGUACAGAUAUUGAAACUCACACUUAAAAAAGCUGCUUUAAGUUUCAAAAUUUGUUCAGAGUAGUAAUGUUAAUAAACUGAAAGUAAAUGGAAUGGUGACAUGUUGGUGUGGUUAAGUUUUGUGGUUAUAACCACUGUUACUGUUAGUGUAUCAUUUCCUUCUCUGAGAAUUUGCAUCUGCACAAAAUUGAGCAAAUACAACUGUUUUAGUGAGUGUGGUUAACAAAUUUCACAUUCAGGGAGUAAUUUAGUCUUAUAAAAUUGGCUGUGCACAUUGUAAUUAUUUUUUUAAAUUCAAACGCGUGAUUAUCAUAUAUGCAAUUCUUAAUCAAACAAAAUAAUGGACAGCAUGAUCAAAAUGAUCCUUGUCUACUUGAAAAUUAAUUACUUGUCCAUUGUUUCCUGCAGGUGGUUGGAUGAACGGCACACCCAGUCUCAUUCCAUCCCAGCUUUAUUCAGACCAUCUCCUCUUGAGAGAAUUAAAACAAAUGUAAUAAACCCUGCCUAUGCUAUAGAACCUGGUCAAACAGAGAGCUCAUUGCACAUGGGUUAUACUGCCCUGGAAAUAAAGAGUAAAAUGCUGGCAUUGGAGAAAGCAGAUAUGUGUAUCUAUAAUCCUUUGUUUGGAUCUGACCUUCAAUAUACCAAUAGGGUUGACAAGGUGGUAAUAAAUCCAUACUUUGGCCUUGGAGCCCCGGACUAUUCAAAGAUUCAGAUUCCUAAAAGAGAAAAGUGGCAACGUAGCAUGAGCAGUGUCACAGAGGACAAGGAACACCAGUGGGUAGAUGAUUUCCCUCUUCACCGCAGUGCUUGUGAAGGCGACUCUGAUUUACUAAGCCACCUUCUGGAUAAAAAGUUUUCUGUUAAUCAGUUGGAUAGUGACCACUGGGCACCAAUCCAUUAUGCAUGCUGGUAUGGAAAAGUUGAAGCCACUCGAAUGCUAUUGGAGAAAGGGAAAUGCAAUCCAAAUCUUUUGAAUGGUCAGCUUAGCUCUCCUCUUCAUUUUGCUGCUGGAGGUGGGCAUGCCGAAAUAGUACAAAUUCUACUAAAUCAUCCAGAAAUUGACAGACACAUUACUGAUCAACAAGGAAGAUCUCCGCUGAAUGUCUGUGAAGAGAACAAACAAAAUGAGUGGGAAGAAGCUGCAAAACUACUGAAGGAAGCCAUAAAUAAACCUUAUGAAAAGGCACGGAUUUAUCGUAUGGAUGGGUCGUAUCGCUCUGUGGAGCUGAAACAUGGAAACAACACAACUGUCCAGCAAAUAAUGGAGGGCAUGCGCCUGUCUCAAGAAACUCAGCAGUACUUCACCAUCUGGAUCUGUUCUGAGAACCUCAGUCUCCAGCUGAAGCCAUAUCACAAGCCUUUGCAGCAUAUUCGAGACUGGCCUGAAAUAUUCACUGAACUGACAAACUUAGAUCCUCAAAGGGAAACUUCACAGCUUUUCCUGAGAAGGGAUGUGAGACUUCCACUGGAAAUAGAAAAAAAGAUUGAGGAUCCAUUGGCUAUUCUUAUACUUUUUGAUGAGGCCAGAUAUAAUUUACUGAAAGGUUUUUAUACAUCACCUGAUGCAAAGCUAAUUACACUGGCAAGUUUGCUUCUACAAAUAGUCUAUGGAAAUUAUGAGAGCAAGAAACAUAAGCAGGGCUUUCUAAAUGAAGAAAAUCUUAAAUCUAUCGUACCAAUAACUAAACUAAAAAGCAAAGCUCCUCAUUGGACAAACAGGAUACUUCACGAAUACAAGAAUCUCAGCACCAGUGAAGGUGUCAGUAAAGAGAUGCAUCACCUUCAGCGCAUGUUCUUGCAGAAUUGCUGGGAAAUUCCUACUUAUGGAGCAGCUUUUUUCACAGGACAGAUAUUCACCAAAGCAAGUUCAAGUAGCCAUAAAGUCAUCAAAGUGUACGUUGGAGUAAAUGUAAAAGGCCUGCACCUCCUCAACAUGGAAACAAAGGCUUUACUCCUCAGCCUAAAGUAUGGUUGCUUUAUGUGGCAGUUGGGAGAUGGAGAUACGUGCUUUCAAAUCCACAGUCUGGAAAACAAAAUGAGCUUUAUUGUGCAUACCAAACAGGCAGGACUCGUUGUAAAACUCCUGAUGAAAUUAAAUGGCCAGCUAAUGCCAACUGAAAGAAACGAGUGAUGGAAAUGAACAGUAGUUACGAGAUGGCAUCUGAUGGCUGAGCAAAAAACAACUUGUUCCUCCUCGUAACAGGACUUCCAUGUACAUGAAUUUUACACAAUAGAAAAGUCAAUUUGUACAGUUUUUUUAACUUUGUACAGAAGCUGCAUGGUUUAUUUUUUUAAAAAAACUAUACAACAUAUCUAUUAUUUUUAUAAAUAUUUUUGUGUUUCAUAUAUUAACUAUUGUAGGGCUUGAGCUUAACCAAUAAAGCUGAUGAAAUCUAAAUGGUUUACCGAGUUCGAUGAGCAUGAAUCCAGUAAAGCUUUUGUUCCCAGAGAAAUAUGGGACUACCAGUGCCAUUAAGCAAGUCUCAGUUAACCUAUUUACCUUUUGUGUUGUUGCGUGGAACAUCAGAGAGGUGGCAUAUGUUGCAGUAUUUUGUAGACACCAUGUAUUUUUAAGAUACUAUUGAUAAAUAUGCUUAAGAGACCAGUUAGACCAGUUAGACUGUUGAGCAACUACUUUUGAUAAAAUCUUGUUUUUUAUUUGGUUUCUGACAAACAUUUGAGCCCACUUUAUUUUUACUCUUAACUUUCUCGUACUUUGUAUUCAUAUUUAUUCUAAAGUACUGCAUGAGGAUGCCAAAAGGGAAAUACUUUAAAUCAUUCAGAAGCCAUAUUGAAUGUUUAGCAUGCUUGUUUUGUAAAAUGGAUUUUUACUUUUGCUGUGCAAUAUAAACUGUAUGUACGGAGGAGAGGGAGACAGGGAUUUACAGAUGAACCUUACUCAGAGGACUUCAGAAAGUUUAAUAAAUCUUACCCUGGAUUGCAACACAUAUGCAGUAACAAAAACUCAUACAGGAGGUACUAAGUUAUUUCUCUUAAAUAAUUUUCCUACUGAUUAAUUCAGUUUCUUCAGGCUAAAAGCAGUGCAGGAUGCAGGAAUGAAGAUGACAAGGAAGUCAGAUACAGUUUGUAAGCAUUCUGCCUGCUCUUUGUAGAGUCAGGGUUGGGGCUCAACAAGUUGGGUCCCAAGAAAUGUAAGGUGGGAUCCUAUGCAGUCUGAAACAUAUCCUUGUACAUUAAAAUAGUAUUUGUAACACAAAUCUUUGAAAUUUCUGGUUGUAUUUCAGGGUUUUAAGUGCACUUGACUAUUUCUUCCGUGUAAACUGCAUGCUAAAACAGUGUGCAAUAUUUUGUAAAAAAAAAGCUUUUAUAAAAAAAAAUAAAAAUUAGCACUUGCCUCUAAGUUUUCAAAUAAAAGCUAAAAUGAAUGUGAAGAACUGUGCUGUUGUAUAGUACCUUUACUUAUACCUUACUAGUAACUGCAGUUUAAGAAAUUAAAGUAGUAAGCCGUUAAAAAAGUGAACAGGAGAUUUGUAUUUUGUAUUCUUCUUAGCAAGCUGUACUUUUCUACUUAAACUUCACCGGCCUAAAUAAUGGUAAAUAUUCAUGGAUUGUUAUGCUUUAUUUAAGGUAAAUAAUGCAGCAGUCAGAUCCUUCGUCAUGCAUCUCUGCUAUCACUUGGCACUGGUAUCAGAAAUACAUUUCUCUACAUAGCACUUUCUUAGAAAACUAGAGGAAAAUGUUAGAAAGGUGUGUCAGUUGCCUAUAUAAUAUCAAUAUGCCUUACUGCUGUGUAGUCCUUUCUGCUAAAUUCUUAUUUAUUACUACCUAAUAAAUUGUUUGCAACAAGUCA